AUGGCAAAUGAUAGCGGUCCAUCAACAACAGUAAACUUUAACAACGAUCAGGUAGUAGUACUAGACGAAUUGGAAACUUCUUCGCUUACUAGUAGUAUCGAGCUAAAGGAUGCUAUCAUAGACAGUAGUUGGUUUGGACCGGCUGAUAUACAUUCCAAAAAGCCUACUGGCGUCAAGUGGGCAAAAAGAGUUCUAGAAGCGGAAGCUCGAGGUACCGGUGAAACUGAAUUACCAUCACGGUCCUUUUUUUACAGAUGGUGGCAAUCAUGGCAAGAUAAAGUUCUACUUAAACGACUUGACGCAUAUGAUUUGGAUGAAGCUAAAACUUUUGUGGCACAAAAACUGUUUAAAGUUGAUAAUAUCAUAUGCGAUCAACAAACAAAAUUGCUGCUAAUUGAAAAAAUGGUUCUUUGCCCAACAGCGAAGUCUUCGAGUGCUGAAUAUGAACAACUAAAGGCUAAAUACGGAGUUCGACUGGCUGAUUGGUUAAAAGAUCGUUUGGUGCCGUAUGUUAACGAUACGGGAAAUGUUAUACAAAGUGCUUUGCAAGAUUUUAAUUCUUUGAAACGUCUCGAUCCGCUAUGCAACUGGUAUCGAUUAAAUUCGGAAUCGUGUGCUCGAAUGUUAGAACGGGUUCAAAAUUUAGCUGGUGUAAUGGCUGGGAUGGUUCGAUAUUCUCUUCUGUUAGAACCGGGUACUAUAACGCCACAUCUAACGGCUUAUGCCGCCGAGUUCCAUCAGCUGAAAACAUUUUUUGAGCGAAAUGAAAUGACUACAGCUGAAGCUGCUCAAACAGCAUUCUCGUCCAAUUAUCUCACCAAGGCUAGAAAUAAAUUUAUUGAAUGUGCUGACUCAUCACGCGUCAUUCUGCAACCGAUGGAAACGGUUGACAUCUCAACAUUUGAACGACCUUUUGACGACGAAGAAGGAGGGCCUCAUUCACCGCUAUUUUCGGAUGUCGAUGAUGUGCCGCCGUUGCUCAGGACAAUCUCACCCUACGGGACAGCAGAUUUCAUCCAUGCUUCUUACGUUCGUGGUGGUCCAUUACUGAACAUCUUUAUAUGCACACAAGCACCAAUGUCAUCAACGCUGGUCGAUUUUUGGCAUAUGGUUUGGCAAGAAAAUUCACAAUUAAUUAUCAUGCUUUGUAGCGCCGUAGAAGAUGAUCAGCUUGGACUCCUUGACUCGUCGAUGCCUAUCUGUUGUCCGUAUUAUUGGCCAAAGCUUGAGGGAACCGAAAUGCAGUGUGGCAGUUUCGUAAUACGAAACGAAAGAAUUGAUGGAACUGCUGAUCCGUUGUUUACUGUUACGCAUCUGUUACUGAGUCGUCUGGAUGACGGAAAAAACGAAGUUCAUCGGAUUGAGCAUUGGCAAUACGACUGGAGAGAUUUCUGCGACGUUCACUGGCCAUUACGCGUUCUUCGAAAGGCUCGUCUUUCACCACAUCCAACAAUUGUCCAGUGUCUUGAUGGUUGUUCACGAUCUGGUACAUUGGUGACAAUUGAAGCAUUGUUGAUGCAUCUGCUACGUGGGUCGGCUAACUAUGAUAAACUGGUGCUAACAACGGCACUAUUUGUACGACUGCAACGUCGACAUGCUAUUGGUACACCGUUACAAUAUUUGUAUAUAUACCGUGUUUUACUACACUGGAUGCAACCGUAUAUUACCUCAUACGUACAUCGAUUUUAUUUGGGUUUGAUAUUCCCAAAAUGGGGAUUUAUUGGCAAAUACAAUAAGUUGAUACUUAAACGUUUGCCAAAAUAA
This is a messenger RNA of Enterobius vermicularis (human pinworm), 1764 nucleotides long. The record is from the annotation of a GenBank genome assembly. Lineage: Eukaryota; Metazoa; Nematoda; Chromadorea; Rhabditida; Oxyuridae.